Molecule: messenger RNA, 1506 nt
Organism: Aspergillus ruber CBS 135680
Lineage: Eukaryota; Fungi; Ascomycota; Eurotiomycetes; Eurotiales; Aspergillaceae
Product: MFS transporter
Exons: 2
Coding region: 1-1506 (501 amino acids)
Biological process (GO): transmembrane transport
Molecular function (GO): transmembrane transporter activity
Source: RefSeq, a predicted model, not a curated record
AUGGAAAAAUCCAAAAUCCCAUGGUAUCAACUGAUACUUCACCAAGGCAUCCUCACAAACGACAUUCUCAUCUACAAAUACGCCGGUAAUGGGACCAUCCACGAUCCAUAUCGUGUCACCUUCUUGGACAAUGAUCCAGGAGAUCCUCUCCAGUUCAAAUCAUGGAUCCGAUGGACACUUUGUCUGAUUGUUGGUUUUGUCACGCUUUCAGUGACUUUUGCCUCGAGUGCUUAUGCCAGUGCUGUUCCUGAAAUAACUAGUGAAAUGGGAGGCAGCGACGUGGUCAACACUUUGGGUGUUAGCUUGUUUGUUAUUGGCUUUAUAUUCGGGCCGUUUCUCUGGGCACCUACUUCUGAACUCUUUGGCCGACAAGUUAUCUUCAUCAUCUCCAGUUUCGUCCAUGCAGCUUUCAAUGUCGGCAUCUGUGUCGCCCCCAACAUGCCGUCCAUCCUAGUUCUUCGCUACCUCUCCGGGGCUUCAGGUGCAGCGCCCCUUACCAACGCCGGUGGAGUGAUCGCCGACUGCUUCCCGCCCUCGGAGAGAGGAUUGGCAAUGACAGUAUUUGCUCUCGUGCCUCUAUUUGGUCCUGUCCUAGGCCCUGUUGUAGGAGGUUUUGCGGCAGAAUCCAUUGGAUGGCGUUGGCUGAUGGGUAUCAUCGCCAUCCUCAGUGGUAUAGCAGCUAUUAUUAUCACCGUUACCUUACCAGAGACAUACCGUCCUGUUCUUCUACGUCGGAGGGCUGUUCGACUUUCCACAGCUACGGGCAAAGUGUACAUCUCUUCAAUGGACAAUACCACCACUUCCAGUGAAUCAUUCGGUCGGAAACUCUGGACAACACUAUCCCGGCCAUGGGUGUUGAUGAUACACGAACCCAUCAUUGUUAUCCUGGCUCUCUACCAGGCCGUUGUAUUUGGCACUCUCUAUCUUUGCUUUGCCGCCUUCCCCAUCGUCUUCGCUCAACAACGCGGCUGGCCCCAAGGAAUUAGCGGACUGCCCUUCCUCGGUGUGCUGGUGGGUACACUCUGUGCCGUUGUCCUUCAAUUGUUAGAGAACCGUCGCUAUAUCAAAAUCCUCGCCCAUCAUGCACCAAAUCCGGCGCCUCCUGAAACCCGUCUUCUCUCCUGCUGCAUUGGUAGUGUGGCCAUCCCCAUCGGUUUAUUCUGGUUCUCCUGGACAAAUAGUCCAGAUUUCCACUGGAUGGCGAGCAUCUCGGCCGGAGCACCGUUUGGUUUUGGAGUCGUACUUGUCACCAUCGGGUCAAUCAACUACCUAGUCGACUCAUAUACCAUGUUUGCUGCGUCUGCCCUGGCUGUGUGUGUGGUUGGCAGGGCUAUCUUUGGCGCUGUCUUUCCUCUAUUCACGACUCCAAUGUAUAACAGGUUGGGGAUCCAUUGGGCUUCAAUGAUCCCAGCCUUUCUGGCUCUAGCUUGUGCACCUUUUCCGUACAUCUUUUAUUGCUAUGGGCCGGGGAUUCGAAAACGGUGUAAAUAUGCUACCAGGGGAUAG